Molecule: messenger RNA, 3114 nt
Organism: Synchytrium microbalum
Lineage: Eukaryota; Fungi; Chytridiomycota; Chytridiomycetes; Synchytriales; Synchytriaceae
Exons: 9
Coding region: 1-3114 (1037 amino acids)
Molecular function (GO): 5'-3' RNA helicase activity; RNA binding
Source: RefSeq, a predicted model, not a curated record
AUGCAAGCUUCAAGUUCGAACAAGAACGGUGACGAUGCAGAACAAGAUGCUCUAUCAGACCUGAUUCAAAAACUGAAUGAGCCUCAUGACAAGCUUGGUCGAGACCUUUUGUGUUCUUCUAUUCAACAGAUUCUGUCAAAGUCUUCAAAGUAUUCUGUUGAAACUCAAUCUGGAAUAGAACUGAAGGACGGGCAGUUGCACUUUGGUGUCUUUGAAACUGACAGCUCAACCAACAGCAGCCCAACAAAGCCCAAAACAAUCACUCUAAAGAACAAUUAUAAAUCAGAAGUCAACAUCAACGCUAUUGCCAUCAUCCCUUCAACCAACAUAUUCUCCUUGUCAAAGACACCUCAUCCACCACCUGGCCUUCAUGCCAAAACACUACUUCAAGGCAAAUCCUCAAUAGAUAUAUCGGUAUCGUGCUCCAUCCCGACAACUAUUGGAACUCAUUCUGGAUGGCUGCUAGUCGUAUGUACUCGUCGUAAUGAUGCCAUGCCUACAAAACCGAUUAUAUUCGCCAAACCAUUGCUUGUAGUGCUACGAGGUGAAAGAUUUGAGUGCGAUCCUUAUGCUCCUUCCUUUGUCCCGAAACACAUGAAAGCACUCAAUAAGCUGCCAGCAUACGACGUUUGGGGUACGCCACUAGCAUCGCCGAACUUUUUAUUAUAUCAGAGUACAUGGACACCGGCUCUGCUUCCUCCGCGAGCUGAAAGUUUCCAUACUCCUGACCAGUCUGCUAUAAAUAAUAUGCCCUUGUCGAUACCCAACUAUACCAAAUCCUAUUGGGAUCUACUCUGGACUGAAAUAAAUGAACGAACAAAGGAAAUGGAUCUAUACGCCAUUUACGAAACAAAAAUAAACGUUGGCCCCAAUAAAGUCUCUCCCGAGUAUUACGAAGUAUCUGUGCCGGGGCUUACACAGUCAGCGCCACAUUUGAUGCCAGGAGAUCUUGUGGUGGUCCGAAAAUACUCAAACUUUGAUCAAAUGCAAUAUUGUUUCUUCAUCCAAGCAGCCCUUAGAGCAAAGAGUGCCAUUAUAUUUAAACCGAUUCCAAAUAUACCAUGGUUUGAAACAGAAUCAGAGACGUACAACAUCCAAUUCAGGCCAGCCUCUGAAAUGUUACGCUGGGCAGGCCGAUCUCUGUUGAUGAUUGAUAAUCAAUCUCAAAUACAUUCCAACAUUGCUGAUCAAUUCCGAAAAUGGUUGAUGCCUGAACCAUCUGAUGGAAUCAGAAAGGAAGGACGUCUCGGAUCGCCUCUUCGCUUGCCGCUGUAUAAUCCUCAACUGAACUUCGAACAGCAAAAAGCUAUACAGGCGGUUGUGGAAGGCAAUUAUGGAUCAGUGCCUUAUGUGAUAUGGGGUCCACCCGGAACUGGAAAGACUGCUACAAUCACGGAAGCAAUCAUCCAAAUUGUAAAUGGCAAUCCAAGCACUCGUAUACUAGCCUGUGCCCCCUCAGGAAGUGCAGCAGACACUAUUGCUACUCGUCUCGCCAAGUAUUUGACGCUUGCUCAAAUGUUUCGCCUCAAUUCACCUCACAGGGGUGAAGCUGAAGUGCCAGAUACACUCAGGAUGUACUGCCACUCUGAGAAUGGAUUCUUCUCUUUGCCACCUUUUGCAAAGUUGAUUCAGCAUAGAGUCAUUGUCUGUACUUGCCAUGAGGCCGGCUUAUUGGUCAAUGCAGGUAUCACGAAUUUUCGGCUCUCGGAGGUCUCCUACUUGUACAAUUAUUAUGGAAAUCAAAGCUUUCCUCAUUUGCAUCCCUUGGAGUUGCUGAAACUCAACACUCACUUCAGUCAUCUCUUUAUUGAUGAGGCUGCUCAGGCUACAGAACCCGAAACAUUGAUAUCUCUAUCUGUAGUGUCGCCAUACUAUCCACCUAUAUUGCCCACUGGAGCUUCGCCCACAUUCAAGCUUGAACCAGCUCGACCUGCUAAAAUAGUUCUCUGCGGCGACCAUUGCCAGUUGGGACCAUUGCUGAAAAGUGACGAAGCCAAGCCGAAACUUGGUAUAUCAUGGUUGGAACGCUUGAUGAAUUUGGACUUUUAUAAACGACAUCCUAAUGCUCGACAACAACGUCACGUAUCAGCAUCACCCUUAUCAGAUAGCAGUAGGAUAGACCUCAGUAAUAGUCCAGACAUGAGCUUGCAGGAUGUCGUACCGCCAUUUGCCAACUUGAUUCGGAACUAUCGCUCGCAUCCUACUCAACUUAUGGUGCCGUCAUAUUUAUUUUACGGAGAUACUCUGGAGCCUUGUGGCAACAAAAAAGUCAUUGAGAUGUUUCUUGAUCAUCCAAUCCUGCCCAACAAGCAGGUGCCAAUCGUGUUCUAUGGAAUCGAAGAUAACGACACUGGAGAUAUAGAGGGAUGGAAUUGGUAUAACGAAGCUGAGUUAGGCCAGCUGGUCAAAACUGUAAAAAGACUAGUGUUUGGGGAAGACGGAUUAUCACCAGAAGUACAUGUAGGACCAACAGAUAUAGGUGUCAUUUCUCCCUUCCGUGAGCAAGUUCGACGUAUUCGUCAAGCUCUGCGUCAAGAGAAGUUGAGAGACGUGAACGUUGGUACUGUUGAAGAUUAUCAAGGGAAAGAAUUCAAAGUGAUUCUCAUCUCAACAGUCCGUUCACAGCACCGAUUCCUAUCUGGUGAUGUGGAUCGCGAUAUUGGCCUAGUCCACUUCCGUAAACGACUAAAUGUAGCAAUCACACGAGCCAUGGCUCUCCUCGUCGUAAUCGGAAACCCGCACUUGCUAGGAUACGACGUGAACUGGACAUCAUUCAUGUCAUUCGUAUAUCGUCACGGAUGCUUUGAAGGAUGCCUACCACCCUUACGUGUCCUCUCAUUCUCUCGAGACACUGAAAUCAGUCGCUUAGAAAAGGCGUGGCUGCAUUUUCACUCUCUACAGAAGUCGAAUCCAAAGGAAUGGCUUGGUAGUGGGGGUAUGGGAGUCGCAGAGUUGAACAAGAAGUUUAUUGGGUUGGAUUUCGAUGAGCAUGCUGUUUAUGAUCAUCAAGUUGAGCAAGGAGAAGAUGAGGAAGAGGAAGAAGAGGAUGAUGGUAUUGAAGUUGAGAUUGGGUCGGAUGAUGCCAGUACUGUUUCGAUUGAAAUUUCGGAUUGA